AGGUUCUUUUGUGAAGCGGUAUUUUAAAAUGCACGAUUGAAAGGUUGGAAGCAGGACACACAGAUAGUUCACUUUGGUCAAAGAUGGUUUGGUGCUUAUCAGACCAGCUUUCUUGUCAAGAGUAAUAGGCAUGCGCUGCGGUUUCCACUAAAAAAAAAACAAAAAAAAACCUUGGAAGCACGCGUUGAAGGAUUGGGGAAUCCCCUGCUCUGUACCAGAGAUUUUGAUAGGAAGGUUGUCUGUACGACUAUGACAAGAUCAAAGAAGUGAAUCCAGUUUGACAAGGAUAAGACCUGAUAUGGCAUGAAUCAUGGCUCUGGUUUGCACAGCUCCAGCGAUGGGUGAGGUUGUGGAUAGGCGAUGUUAACAGAAUCCUCCUUUACGCGAAGCUGAAGAAAGGGAGCAAUGAAGUUUUCAAGAAUAUUAAGAUUGGUGGUGUGGUCCUUGGUCAUCCUUUCUAACACAGCUGGAAUUCCCAAAUGCACCGUAAAAACGGAUAAUAUCCGGCUGGGAGAAAACAUCACCAUUAACCUUCCAGGAUCUACAUUUAGUCAGUGCAAAGCAAAUGGUGCCAGAGUGAUGCAGUGUGAAAAUCGCAUUUUUUUUGGUGAAGAUCGGUGGACGGACCACAUCAGGGGGAGCUGUGACCAGAUUCAAUUCUUAAACAUCACUGACGAUUUUUAUAAACAGAUAAUUUGUGAAGACCUCCAUGAUCAUAACAUUUGCGUAGAUAUACGCUUAAAGAAGCCCCUGCCUACAACAAUGCCACCAAACCUGAUACGUGGUGCCACCAAACUUGACUCAACCAAAGAGCCAUCAACACCACCAACCCCUACCACUACCGUGCAUCCAACAACAACAAUCGGCCCAAAUAAAGGUUCAGGAGAUUCAUCUGGUGUCCAGCUCUCUACAAUUGCUUGGAUUGUGGUUGGCCUUUUUGUAGGUGGGCUUAUUGUGGGUGUGCUUGUUGUGGGUCUACUGCACAGCCUGGGAAAACUGACUUUGCCGUGCUGUGCCCAGAAGGGGGCAGCCACAACUAACGGCACAGCUGGAACGAACCCCCAAGAAGUGCCCCUGAACAGCCUUAAUGGUAGAGCACAUGCAGAAUCAGAAUAACUGGAGUCCCCCUGACAAACGCCCCCCUGACAAACGCCAAGACCUUUACCCCAGCCUAGGUGAUUUAGAGGAACAGAACACCCUUUUUUGAUUUUCACAUAUUUGCAGUAUUUCCAAGCAUUAUUCAUGAAUGUACGAAUUAUUUUCGCCUAUGUGUUUGCAUUGCCUUGUUUUACAGUAUAGCCAAAUUAAGCAUAGCAAUGCAAGUCUAUCGUACAAAAUAAAACAUCAUCAAAAGUACUUAUAAACCACUUUAAAAAUGAAUAUGAAAUUCACCAGAGUGUGUAACGGCAAUUUCAUUUCCUCCAGGGAUCACUUGUGACUUGUGACUUGUGUUCCAGUGUUUAUGCUAAGCUAUGCUAAUAUUUCUGACCCAAUAAAUCUAAGUACUGAAAAUAUAGCCUGGGCGAAAAGCCGACUGUUGACUCAGUCAAUCAGUCUGGCAAAAGCCAUGAGGAAUCCGUCUCCGGAGGGUGGUAGAUGGUCUGGUCUGAUCUUACUCUAUCAUUUACAUUAAUUGGAGUUCCAAACUCAAAUUAAAACCCAUAUUGUGCUUUAUUAGCAUGCCUCUUACGAUAUAGCGUUGCAAAAAGCAUACAAAUAACAAAACAAAAGUGUGAAUAUAGUUACCUUAACCAAUCAGUAACGGAGCUCGCGGGUGAGUUCUGCGUCACAACUCUCAACUGUUUGCUGAUUGGCUAAACACUGAGAGAACCGAGCUCGAGGCUUUUGCCAGACGAUGUGCAGAGCCAAAAUCUUUGGGUGGAGCACAUAGGAUGGCGUCGCGAGGCUACUGAA
Engraulis encrasicolus (European anchovy) is the source of this 1914-nucleotide messenger RNA. RefSeq lists its product as uncharacterized. NCBI's taxonomy places the organism in Eukaryota, Metazoa, Chordata, Actinopteri, Clupeiformes, Engraulidae. The transcript is spliced from 5 exons. Bases 406 to 1116 code for a protein of 236 amino acids. The record is from RefSeq and is a predicted model, not a curated record.